Messenger RNA from Ixodes scapularis (black-legged tick), 1349 nucleotides. RefSeq names its product 2-methoxy-6-polyprenyl-1,4-benzoquinol methylase, mitochondrial (gene Coq5). Lineage: Eukaryota; Metazoa; Arthropoda; Arachnida; Ixodida; Ixodidae. The record is from RefSeq and is a predicted model, not a curated record. Bases 62 to 976 code for a protein of 304 amino acids. The transcript has 7 exons. Gene Ontology annotation, biological process: ubiquinone biosynthetic process. Gene Ontology annotation, molecular function: methyltransferase activity.
GGCUUCCACGGUAUUUGGUGGACUUCAUGGGACAGGCUGCCAACAUUGCAGUCAAUUGAAGAUGGCCGCUUCCGUCCGCGUAAACUCUGUUCUUUCAAAAGUUUUGAAAUCUUUUUUUUCGUCUCACGCGAGGUUGGUCAGCACUGGACCGCAUCAGACGUCAUCGACAGCCGAAGCGUUAAGAGACCAUUACACCAGUUUUGGCUACCAAAAGGUCGCCGAGCAUGAAAAAACAGAGAAAGUGCGGGAGGUUUUCGACAGCGUAGCAGACAACUAUGACCUGAUGAAUGACGUCAUGAGUGCGGGCAUCCACCGGCUGUGGAAGGACAGACUCAUCUCGGUGCUUGGCCCCCUCCCAGGCAUGCAGCUGAUUGAUGUGGCGGGAGGAACAGGGGACGUCUCCAUCCGGUUUCUUAAUGCGGCCCGCUACCAGGAGCUGCAAGCCGAGAGCAGCUUUCCCCCGGAGAGCGAGGGGAGCGCGAGGGAAGUCGCAAGGGCCCACGUGGUGGACAUCAACCGAGAGAUGCUCUCGGCAGGGAAGAGGAGCAAGGGACACAUCUACCCAGAUAUCUCGUGGACCCAGGGCGAUGCUGAGAACCUUCCCUUUGGUGAUAACCUGUUCGAUGCCUACACCAUCAGCUUUGGGAUACGCAAUGUCACGCACAUAGACAGGGUGCUGUCGGAAGCCCACCGUGUACUCAAGCCCGGCGGUAGGUUCCUCUGCCUGGAGUUCAGCCGAGUGGAGAACCCCUUGCUCCGAAGCGUGUACGACUCGUACUCCUUUCAAGUGAUUCCCGUGAUGGGGCUGCUGCUGGCUCGCGACUGGAAGUCGUACCAGUACCUCGUCGAAAGUAUCCGGAAGUUUCCCAGCCAGGAAAUUUUCAAGGAUAUGAUUGAGGCGGCCGGAUUCAAGGAGGUCACGUUCGAGAACCUACUAGGGGGUGUUGCAGCCAUCCACUCGGGAUUCAAGCUGUGACCGAGAGAAGGCGCUGGACGAAUCUGCUUCCCAAGAAGGCGCGCUCACCAUCAUUGACGAACUUAUCGUCUUAAAGACCCACCCGUGUUGCCGAGCCAUACCAUUUUUUUUUUGUGUGUGUGAACUUUAAUUAGGUGUGAGUCUCAGUCAGUUCUGCUCGCUACUGUCCCCAGUUAAUGGCGUCGCUACACUCGGCAGCGGCUUAGUGCUGUGGCAGAUGUCAGUCAAAACACCUGAGAAUGCGAAGGCCUUUGUGACAUUGUAAGAAGAUAUUUAUAAAGCAUACUUUACUGAAUUGUGCAUCAGUCUGGAGGUCGUAUAGUUCUAAAUGUUUUCUUCAAAUAAUGUUUAUAACAGCGUUUACAGUCUGAAA